Nerophis lumbriciformis (worm pipefish) is the source of this 1410-nucleotide messenger RNA. Lineage: Eukaryota; Metazoa; Chordata; Actinopteri; Syngnathiformes; Syngnathidae. The record is from RefSeq and is a predicted model, not a curated record.
AUGGAUGAAGCUCGGCCUAGUAGCGGUGCCCAAGCGCACGGACUUUCGUCUCUUUUUCCCCCAGGACUGCAGGCUAUCUACGGGGAAUGUCGGCGACUUUAUCCCGACCAGGCAAAUCCGCUUCAAGUUACAGCCAUUGUGAAAUAUUGGUUAGGUGGUCCAGACCCGUUGGAUUACAUUAGUAUGUAUCGAAAUACGGGCAGUUCAAAUCAAGAGGUUCAAGAGCAUUGGCAUUAUGUCAGUUUUGGACUAAGCGACUUGUAUGGUGACAACAGGGUCCAUGAAUUCACAGGAAUCGACAAACCCAGCGGCUUUGGCUUCGAGCUCACCUUUAGGCUGAAAAGAGAGAUGGGGGAGACAGCCCCACCGACCUGGCCUGCUGAGCUUAUGCAAGGCUUGGCUCGCUACGUUUUCCAGUCAGAGAACACAUUUUGCAGCGGUGACCACAUAUCAUGGCACAAUCCACUUGACAACAGCGAGUCUCGCAUUCAGCAUAUGCUGCUCACGGAGGACCCUCAAAUGCACCCUAUCCAAACUCCUUUUGGAACCGUCAGCUUCCUACAGAUUGUGGGCGUUUGUACUGAGGAGCUGCAGGCGGCACAGCAGUGGAACGGUCAAGGCAUUUUGGAACUGAUGCGAGGGGUUCGAGUAGCCGGCGGUCCCUGGCUGAUCACAGACAUGAGAAGAGGGGAGACCAUCUUUGACAUUGAUCCACACCUACAACAGGACCGAGUGGACCACGGCAUCGAGACGGAGGGCUCCAAUCUGAGCGGGGUCAGCGCCAAGUGCGUGUGGGACGACCUGAGUCGACCGCCCGACGACGACGAGGACAGUCGAUCCAUCUGCAUUGGCUCGCAGCCUCGCAGGCUCUCUGAUAAAGACACAGAACAGAUCAGGGAAACCUUGAGGAAAGGCCUGGAGUUUAACACCAAGGCAGCAUUGCCCCCCAUCAGUAGCCAGAGACAUGAUAGACCUCAGAGUCGAAAGGAUAGUUUGGAAAGCGAAAGCUCAACAGCCAUCGUUCCUCACGAGUUAGUACGAACGCGACAAUUGGAAAGCGUCCAUCUGAAAUUUAACCAAGAGUCCGGCACGCUGCUUCCCCUCUGCUUACGGGGCCGCUUGCUGCACGGUAGACAUUUUACUUUCAAAAGUAUUAACGGAGACACGGCCAUCACGUUUGUGUCUACGGGAGUGGAGGGGGCCUUUGCUACUGAGGAGCAUCCGUAUGCAGCCCAUGGCCCCUGGCUACAGAUACUGUUCACUGAGGAGUUUGUGGACCAGAUGCUUGGGGAUUUACAUGACCUUAACACCCGUGAAGAUACAAAAUUACCAAAGGAGUACAGCUGGCCUGAGAAGAAGCUGAAGAUCUCAAUCCUACCAGAUUCUGUGUUUGAUAACCUUCUGCAAUGA